Messenger RNA from Ipomoea triloba (trilobed morning glory), 1944 nucleotides. Its product is annotated as FBD-associated F-box protein At4g13985-like. The record is from RefSeq and is a predicted model, not a curated record. Bases 158 to 1708 code for a protein of 516 amino acids. Lineage: Eukaryota; Viridiplantae; Streptophyta; Magnoliopsida; Solanales; Convolvulaceae. The transcript is spliced from 5 exons. Gene Ontology annotation, molecular function: protein binding.
UUUGUCUUCCUGACCAACGUAGAGACGGCGAGACCGAGACGCGACGCUUUACCCUUUCGCCUCUACGCAUACCGGCAGACGGCAGACGGCAGACCGCAGAUUCGCAGAUUCUCCUCCAGGCCGUCUCCAUCGUCCGGGAUCAGGUGUCAGGAAGAAAAUGGUGGACUAUUUGUCAAUGCUGCCUGAUGAGCUCAUUUAUGAGGUUCUUUCCCGUCUUCCGAUGAAGGAUAUAGUCCGUACUUCUAUUCUUUCAAAGCACUGGCAUGACAUUUGGCUCUCUUACCCCAAUUUUGAACUUCAUUUUGAUUUUUGCAUGUGUGAUGGGCACUUCAUGACUCGUAAUGGGUAUAGAUUCUUGAAUUUUAUUGAAAAUUGCGUUGAUCAAUGCCUGUCUAGGAAGGAAUCCAUUGAAAAUUUCAGUCUUAGUAUCUGUUUUCCUGACAUUCAAAGAUUGACAGCAAAACUCAACGGUUGGUUAGAUUUUGCUACUGAAAGGAAUGUUUCCAAGCUUACGCUUAGGUUUGGUCGAUCGUUUGACUUUAUCCCCCAUUCUCAAGUUUUAUAUUCCAUUCCUGAAGAGGUGCUAAAUGCCAAAACACUUGUGGUGUUGGAUUUAUAUCGGUGUAAUUUGGAGGAAGGCAACGUUAAUCUACCAUGUUUAGCAAAGCUUUCUCUUAAUAAAUGCUUAUUUGCGGAUGAAAGUUUGAUGCAAGAUAUUGUGAAUGCUUGCCCUGCUGUUGAGCAAAUAUCAAUUGUAAGAUGCAUUGGUGUGGGGCAUUUUCUCAAUAUUUCUUGCAAACCUCACUUAAAGAGCUUUAAAGUUGACCAGUGCAAGGAGUUUCAAAAAAUUGGAAUUGAUGCACCAAGUCUUCAUCAACUUUCGUAUAGCAGUUCAAACAAAACAUGUGCUAUUCACAUGUCUACUUGGUCCACUGUGAAACAACUGGAAUUGGGUCGUGGCAUGAUUUCGCAGUUGGAAUAUUUUCUGCCUAAAUUCCAGUGUCUUGAAGAAUUGAGGUUAAGCAAUGGACAAGCAAAAAAGUUGGUGAAGAUUUCAAGUUCAACUCUUAAGAGAUUGGUUUUACAAUUUGUCCGCACCUUCCCCAAAUCAAAAAUUGAAGCACCAAAUUUGCAGACUUUAGAGUUUUCCCCAGCUAAAUUGAGUUCUAAGUUCAAGUUUGCCUCCUGGAAUGUUCCGAAAUUGGAAAAUAUUGACAUGAUAUUUUCAGUUCGAUACUUUAACAAAGCUUAUAAGGCAGGACUUGGUCAAUUUCUUAUGAAAUUGCCUAGCUAUGGCGAUCUGAAAAUGGUCAUGUCUGACUAUGAGGAUUUUGUGAUGAUUGAGAAAUUGCAUGCUGUGUCCUUCAGUUCUCUCCGGAAUAUGGUUAAUAGAUCAGAUGCAAAAAACAUUCUUAUCUCAUCGGGGGAAACAAGACUGGCUCAGAUGCUUGGGGAUCAGGAAAUCAAAGGUGCCACCACAAUAUACUUGGCCUGUUCUUCUCCGGAGGCUGCUGAGGCCUUCUGUAAAGAAAUUGAGUAUCACCCAAUUAUUAAGGACAGCUAUCAGCUUCUGCAGAUGGUAUCUCCCGAAGUGUUAGAAAUUAAAAUGACCUCUGCAUUGAGAAGAAGGCUGUGUAGAGCUUUCAAACAUCAUGCCGGACUGAUCUUGCACAGGAAGAAGGUGGAAGAUACAUCAUGUUUUACUUAAGACUGGACAUAAUAUGCCACCCCUAUCCCUAGAAUAGAUGUUUGCCAGCAUUUGUUUACUUUUGUAGACUGCAGUGAUUCCUUCUCCAAAUUAAAGAAACAUUUAUAUCUUUUAGGGAAAAGUCAGUUUUAGUUUCUCAAUUAUACUUUCGGAAUUGAUUACCUUAUGGUAUGCUGUUGGACUGUAUUUGAAAUUUUACUUGGUUCUUUUAAUGUGUUUUGCUGACUUAACUCUCA